Messenger RNA from Ochotona princeps (American pika), 1170 nucleotides. It is a transcript of the gene RSAD2, whose product is annotated as radical S-adenosyl methionine domain containing 2. Gene Ontology annotation, cellular component: endoplasmic reticulum; endoplasmic reticulum membrane; lipid droplet. The record is from RefSeq and is a predicted model, not a curated record. The coding region runs from base 41 to 1126 and encodes 361 amino acids. The transcript has 6 exons. Gene Ontology annotation, biological process: defense response to virus; positive regulation of immune response. NCBI's taxonomy places the organism in Eukaryota, Metazoa, Chordata, Mammalia, Lagomorpha, Ochotonidae. Gene Ontology annotation, molecular function: 4 iron, 4 sulfur cluster binding; catalytic activity.
UCUGGCUGGGUGCAGAGCAGCCACCGCGACAGCAGCCACCAUGCAGAUGCUCGAGGCUGUCGUCUCCGCGUGGGAGCUAUUGAGUGUGCUCAAGGGGUCCCUGGGCUCCCUGUGCAGCAGCCUGGCCUGGCUCUUGUGCUGGCUGAGGGCAGCACUUGUGUUCCCAGGAGCCCGGUCCACACAGCAGCAGCAUAUCAGAGAAGGACCUGGGGAGGCCCAGGCAGAGGAUAAGGACGGCCAAGUGCCCACCAUACCCUUGAGCGUCAACUACCACUUCACUCGCCAGUGCAACUACCGGUGCGGCUUCUGCUUCCAUACAGCCAAGACGUCCUACGUGCUGCCCCUCAAGGAGGCCAAGAGAGGACUUCUGUUGCUCAAGGAAGCAGGGAUGGAGAAGAUCAACUUCUCAGGUGGGGAGCCCUUUAUCCAUGACCGGGGCAGGUACCUGGGUGAGCUGGUGAGAUUCUGCAAGGCAGAGCUGCAGCUGCAGAGCGUGAGCAUCGUCAGCAACGGAAGCCUGAUCCGUGAGCGGUGGUUCAAGGAUUAUGGUGAAUAUUUGGACAUCCUUGCCAUUUCCUGCGACAGCUUUGACGAGCAGGUCAAUGUCCUCAUUGGCCGUGGUCAAGGGAAGAAGAACCACGUGGAAAACCUGCAGAAGCUGAGAGCCUGGUGCAAGGAGUACAGGGUGGCCUUCAAAAUCAACUCAGUGAUCAACCGCUUCAACGUGGAUGAGGACAUGAACGAACAGAUCAAAGCACUGAACCCUGUCCGCUGGAAGGUCUUUCAGUGUCUCCUGAUUGAGGGUGAGAAUUCCGGAGAAGACGCCUUAAGAGAAGCAGCGAGAUUUGUCAUUAGUGAUGAAGAGUUUGAAGGAUUCCUGGAGCGUCACAAAGAAGUGUCCUGUUUGGUGCCGGAAUCAAACCAGAAGAUGAAAGACUCCUACCUCAUUCUGGAUGAAUACAUGCGCUUCCUGAACUGUCAGAAUGGACGGAAGGACCCUUCCAAGUCCAUCCUGGACGUCGGAGUACACGAAGCCAUCAAGUUCAGCGGAUUUGAUGAAAAUAUGUUUCUGAAGCGAGGAGGCAAAUACGUGUGGAGCAAGGCAGACCUGCAGCUGGAGUGGUAGAGCUGAAACUGGGCAAGGCCUGGGUUCCCUGCGGGCACGCGGCC